AUGUUGUUACUGCCUCUAUUGGUUGCUUUGCCAGGCUUGAAUGUAGUCGAGAGCCGAAAAACACUGGCUGUGGAGCACUAUGUUGAGUACUGUGCUGUGAGCUGCAGAGCUUACAGUGCCUCAGUGACGGAGUUUGGAGCGGUUGGCGAUGGACAAACUUCGAACACGCGGGCCUUUCAGACGGCUGUAGAUCAUCUGAGUCAGUACUCGUCGAACGGCGGGUCUCAACUUUAUGUUCCACCAGGAAGAUGGUUGACUGGUAGUUUCAAUCUCACCAGUCAUUUCACUUUGUUCCUACACAAAGAUGCAGUCAUUCUUGCCUCUCAGGACGAAAGUGAGUGGCCGGUGAUUGAGCCCUUACCGUCUUAUGGUCGAGGGAGGGACACUCAAGGCGGACGAUAUAGCAGUCUAAUUUUUGGAACCAACCUCACUGAUAUAGUCAUAACAGGGGACAAUGGAACAUUAGAUGGACAAGGUGAAGUGUGGUGGCAAAAGUUCCAUAAGGGGGAGCUUAGCUAUACCAGGCCUUACCUGGUUGAAAUCAUGCACUCAGAUGAUAUUCAGAUAUCGAAUCUGACUUUGGUUAAUUCUCCAUCCUGGAAUGUUCAUCCUGUUUAUAGCAGCAACAUUGUUGUUCGAGGCAUCACAAUUCUCGCUCCUGUGAAUUCGCCAAAUACAGAUGGGAUCAACCCUGACUCUUGCACGAACACGCGGAUUGAGGACUGUUAUAUAGUGUCCGGGGAUGACUGUGUGGCUGUGAAAAGUGGUUGGGAUGAGUAUGGUAUAGCUUAUGGAAUGCCAACUAAGCAGCUGAUGGUUAAAAGACUCACUUGCAUUUCUCCAACCAGUGCUGUGAUUGCUUUAGAAGAUUAG
This is a messenger RNA of Vicia faba (fava bean), 873 nucleotides long. NCBI's taxonomy places the organism in Eukaryota, Viridiplantae, Streptophyta, Magnoliopsida, Fabales, Fabaceae. The record is from the annotation of a GenBank genome assembly.